CCACAGUAGACCGCGCAGGCCUCUGCCAAUGACGACAGCGCAAAAAAAAGUGAUGGCAAUGAAAACUCGAUGUUGGCACAGAAGGCACUUGCAUCCAGCCCCGCUAAAGAUUUUCUACAGCACGAUUUGCCGCUUCUGAUUUUUCGCUUCGCAGCUCUUCUGGUCCACGCCGAUUUGCUUUCAAUAUCCUGCUUUGUAUUUUUGGAAUAUAGUUUGGAUAUAGCUUCUCCCUUUCACCAGCCAUCAUGGAUAGCGGUGCAGCAGAAAUCGAUCUCUACGAGAUCCUGUCAAUCGAACGAGACGCCUCGCAAGACCAAAUCAAGAAGGCAUACCGAAAGGCUGCGCUCAAGUACCACCCCGACAAAGUCCCCGAGGAACAGAGAGAAGAAUCCGAAAUUAAGUUCAAGGAGGUUAGCCAGGCUUAUGAGAUCCUAUCCAAUGAAGAGAAACGACACUUAUACGACACACACGGCAUGGCUGCCUUCGAUGGACGUGGUGGUCCCGGCGGUCCCGAAGUUGACCUCAACGAUAUCCUCUCGCAGAUGUUUGGAUUCGGUAUGGGCGGACCGGGUGGCCCAGGCGGUCCUGGAGGCCCUCGCAGACCCCAGCGUGGCCCAGAUGAAGAACAAGAGUACAAGGUGACGCUUGAGGAGCUCUACCGCGGCAAGACGGUGAAGUUUGCUGCCAACAAGCAGAUUCUAUGCACCACUUGCAAGGGCUCUGGCGGCAAAGAAAAGGCCAAGGCCACCUCUUGCGAACGCUGUCGAGGAAAUGGAAUGGUCGAGGCUAUCCGUCAGAUUGGACCGGGCAUGAUGCGUCGCGAGACUGUGCUUUGCGACCAUUGCCAGGGUGCUGGGCAGGUUUUCAAAGAAAAGGAUAGAUGCAAGAAGUGCAAAGGCAAGCGCACUACCCAAGAGAAGAAGGUUCUUGAGAUUUACAUCCCCAGAGGCUCUAUGCAGGGUGAGCGUAUCGUCCUCGAAGGCGAGGCCGACCAGUACCCCGAUCAAAUACCUGGCGACAUUGUGUUUACCCUAGUUGAGGAACCCAACGACACCUUCAGCCGUCUCGGAAACGAUCUCUCUGCCGAGCUCAACAUUUCCCUCAGUGAGGCACUCACCGGCUUCAACCGCGUGGUUAUAAAACACCUUGACGGACGCGGUAUUUCCAUCGCGCGACCACAGGGCAAGAUCCUGCGACCAGGCCAGUGUAUCAAGAUUCCCGGGGAGGGUAUGCCUAUGAAGCGGGGCGAUGUCAAGGGAGAUCUGUACCUCCUCGUCAACAUUGAAUUCCCCGAGGAUGGCUGGCUGCCUAACGAUGCGGCAUAUGAGGGCUUGAAGAAAACCCUACCACCUCCUGGUCCACCUAUUGUAGCCGACGAGGUUGACGAACUUGAGUAUGAAGACGAUGUCGAUAUUGACAAGAUGGGUGAGAACUCAGGAGACCCUCGCUUUGGCGGUGAAUGGGAUGAGGAGGAUGUUGAGGACGGUCAGCCCCAAUGCGCAGCUCAAUAAACGCCGACCCUCCUACACUGAGAGACGAAUUGCAUAUAAAAAGAUAUCGGAUGGCUAUUCUGUCGGGAUUUCCGGCGAUAAUAGACGAUGGAAACCAGGCGGGCUAGUCGGCCGAAGUAAUGAGUGAUGAGGAUGACACAAAAAGCAUAGACCAAGGGGACGAGGAGUAUAUGAACGGAAGGCGAAGAACGCACCACACUACCUAAAUGAUGUUAUUGUUUUUCUGCUGCUGAUUAACUAUAUUAACUAUUGAAAUGACCUUGCACACUACUAUGUUCUAGCCAAGCACGAGUUUCUUAGCUGAUAACCUGGCUUUCCUUGGCACGCAUUUCCCUCCACUCGCUCUGUAGAAUGCCCAUGCCAACAUCAUCCCAAAACCGCCCAUCGUGCCAGAGAGCCUGUCGUUUGCGGCCUUCUUCCUUAAAUCCAACUCUCUUAUACAUCUCUAUUGCCCUUAAGUUCCACUCAAACACAUUUAACUCGACACGGUUCAUGUUGGCGUACUUGAACGCCCAGUCCAGGAGCCAUGAUACCGUCUCAGCACCGUAUCCCUGGCCUUGGUACUCUUCUCCAAUUAGAAUACCCACCGAGCAACUCCGAUGGUGGGUCAUAUCAAGACCUGUAUGCUUCAAGCUCACACGUCCAAUGGGAAUCAACGUCCUUUGGCCGGCCGGUUCCUCAGAAUCCGUGUUAACGACGACCUUAUUGAUAACGACAAAUAAGAAUAGCUCCUGGAGAUUUGUCACUACUUUGUCGUGAUAUUUACGAUCCAUAGGACCUUUCAAUUGAGGGGUUCCUUUAAUCCAUGAUUCUGCCUGGCUGUGUAUUUGGAAGAGCGCCUCAUCGUGUUUGGCGGCGUCGAAUGACGUAAAUUCAAGGUUCUUGGAACGGUACGGGUGCAUUGUGGAGGUCUUUCGUUAGUGAAUACUGUAAAAUAAUUGAAUAUAAUAGCUGUUGGAAAGAAAAUAGUAAAGAGGAAUAUUAAUAUUAAUAUUUAAUCACAAGUACGCUAGCUCCAGGUGAGUCAUAGCAUACUGCCGUGGUCUGCAAG
[Torrubiella] hemipterigena is the source of this 2562-nucleotide messenger RNA. NCBI's taxonomy places the organism in Eukaryota, Fungi, Ascomycota, Sordariomycetes, Hypocreales, Clavicipitaceae. The record is from the annotation of a GenBank genome assembly.